AUGCCGAACUAUGUCAAAGUGAAAGCCAAUGCGGACAAACUUUUUGCUGAAGAUGAUGCGCAGAGCUUCUGCUGCGAAGCAACAUGCGCGACGCACACCUGUGACGAAUCGCAGGGUCUGGCGGUAGAUCCGAAAAAACUGCACCUCACCGAUGUCAGCGACAAGAAGUGCUGCAGCGCAACAUGCAGCGCCUUUUCAUCCUGCCCGGACGGCUACGCGGUGCCUGCUUCUAAGGAGAACACUAUUGGAAGCACCAAGGAGGAAUGCUGUGAGCCGCUUUGCAGCGCGUUCCACUGCAGCGCUGGCUGGAAGCCUGACCCUGUAAAGGUGACUGCACUCCGGCACUCGGAUGAGGCUUGCUGCCAGAAAACCUGCGCCAAGUACGACUGCGGCACGGGGUGGAAGAAGAAAGCAGGCACCGACGACUUCGUGGGAGUGGAUGACUCGACAUGCUGUGAGAAGACCUGCGAACAGUACCAGGACAAGUGUACCGGUGACUAUGCGCCAAACCCGGCUCUCAACAACACCGCCGGCCACACUGCGGCUGCCUGCUGCAAGAAAACUUGCGCCCUCUACUCCUGCAAUGCUGGCCAGAUCAAGCCGAAUGCCAAGGAGAUCAUUGACGCAAGCGAGGAUGCUUGCUGCGAAGCUGUUGAAUGCGCCGUCUUCCGCGAAAAGAAGGUGAUCGAGGGAGGCUGCAAUGGCUUGGACCAGGAGAAGUGCGCUGCCAGCAAGUUGGAGCUCAAGAAUACUGAGACCAAGAAGAUAGACGAGGUGGCCUGCACCUGGAAUGGAUACUACGGGAUGUGCUUCGUUGGCAGACGCCUGAGUUGGCCAAGCGCACCUUUUACGAGUUCACAGUACCGUCAUUACCGUCGAUGUGGAAAAGUGGGUCCUUUACUCUCGAGUCCAUGGCUCCGGGUUUGGCGGGGGUUUCCUACUUAUUGUGUCCCUGCUCGGCGAUCCUUACAAGUUCGAGGAAGCGAGAAAAAAGGCUUCGUGAGUUUAGUUUGCAAGGUGGCCGUAGUUUGGUUUCUUUCAAAGUCGUAG
This is a messenger RNA of Symbiodinium necroappetens, 1050 nucleotides long. NCBI's taxonomy places the organism in Eukaryota, Dinophyceae, Suessiales, Symbiodiniaceae. The record is from the annotation of a GenBank genome assembly.